Molecule: messenger RNA, 399 nt
Organism: Plasmodium gaboni
Lineage: Eukaryota; Apicomplexa; Aconoidasida; Haemosporida; Plasmodiidae
Product: putative chaperone
Exons: 4
Biological process (GO): protein complex oligomerization; [2Fe-2S] cluster assembly
Cellular component (GO): mitochondrion
Molecular function (GO): protein-folding chaperone binding; ATPase activator activity
Source: RefSeq, a predicted model, not a curated record
AUGAGAAAAAUAAAGUACUUAUCCAUAUUGUGGAAACACAAAAAAAUUAAUAUCUUUAAUCAUAAAAAUUAUUACACGAAUAAUUUAGCUCAAAAAUUUUUCCACAGUCAUAAAAACAAUCUAGAUAAUAAUAAUUAUAAUGGAACCAAUUUAAGUCAAAAGAAUAAAGUGAAGAAUGUUAAAUGUCCAAAAUGUAAUAGCAACAUUAGUACUGAUAUAGUAUCUUUUAAUUGUCAAGUGUGUAAGGCGUUAUUUAAUGUUGACAUUUUUAAAAAUUUUAACAUUUUUGAACUCUUCAAUAUAGAAGCAAACUACGAUAUUGAUAAAAAUCAUUUAAAAAAAAAGUUCAAUGAAAUUCAAAAUAUAUAUCAUCCAGAUAAAAAUGCCCAAAACGUAGAA